Molecule: messenger RNA, 1559 nt
Organism: Hippopotamus amphibius kiboko
Lineage: Eukaryota; Metazoa; Chordata; Mammalia; Artiodactyla; Hippopotamidae
Gene: FBXO4
Product: F-box protein 4
Exons: 7
Coding region: 123-1286 (387 amino acids)
Biological process (GO): protein polyubiquitination; SCF-dependent proteasomal ubiquitin-dependent protein catabolic process
Cellular component (GO): SCF ubiquitin ligase complex
Molecular function (GO): protein binding
Source: RefSeq, a predicted model, not a curated record
GAACCAGGCUCAAUCUCUCGGCUCCUCCGCGGUUCUGGAGGCUUCUCCGCGGGGGCGGGGAGUGCAAGGGCGCGGGCGUGCUGGCGUCAUCCUGCCGCGCGUCAAGUGCGGCGCCGGCAGCCAUGGCGGGAAGUGAGCCGCGCAGCCGAGGCGGCUCUCCUCAGCCUCACCACAGCGACUGGGGCCGCCUGGAGGCGGCCAUCCUCAGCGGCUGGAGGAACUUCUGGCAGUCGGUGGGCAAGGAGAGGGCGGCUCCGAGGGCCUCCCCGGAGGAGGCGGAGGAGGAGACCAGUUCGCUGACGCGGCUGCCGAUUGACGUACAGCUAUAUAUUUUGUCAUUUCUUUCACCUCACGAUCUAUGUCAGUUGGGAAGUACAAGUCAUUAUUGGAAUGAAACUGUACGAGAUCCAAUUCUGUGGAGAUAUUUUCUGUUGCGGGAUCUUCCUUCUUGGUCUUCUGUUGACUGGAAGUCUCUUCCAGAUCUAGAAAUCUUAAAAAAGCCUAUGUCUGAAGUUACUGACGGUGCAUUUUUUGACUAUAUGGCAGUCUAUAAAAUGUGCUGUCCAAACACAAGAAGAUCCUCAAAAUCUAGCCGUCCUGUGUAUGGAGCUGUCACCUCAUUUUUACACUCAUUGAUCAUUCAGAAUGAACCACGAUUUGCGAUGUUUGGACCAGGUUUGGAAGAACUAAAUACAUCUUUGGUGUUGAGCUUGAUGUCUUCUGAGGAACUUUGCCCAACUGCUGGUUUGCCUCAGAGGCAGAUUGAUGGUAUUGGAUCAGGAGUCAGUUUUCAGUUGAGCAACCAACAUAAAUUUAACAUCCUAAUAUUAUAUUCGACUACAAGAAAGGAAAGAGAUAGAGCAAGAGAAGAACAUACAAGUGCAGUUAACAAGAUGUUCAGUAUACAGAAUGAAGGGGAUGAUCAGCAAGGAAGCCGGUACAGUGUAAUUCCACAGAUUCAGAAGGUGUGUGAAGUUGUUGAUGGAUUCAUCUACGUUGCAAAUGCUGAAGCUCAUAAAAGACAUGAAUGGCAAGAUGAAUUUUCUCGUAUUAUGGCAAUGACAGAUCCAGCUUUUGGAUCUUCAGGAAGACCAAUGCUGGUUUUAUCUUGUAUUUCUCAAGCUAAUGUAAAAAGAAUGCCCUGUUUUUAUUUGGCCCAUGAGCUGCGUCUGAAUCAUCUAAGUCACCCAUGGAUGGUCCAGGAUACAGAGGCUGAAACUUUAACUGGUUUUCUGAAUGGCAUUCAGUGGAUUCUUGAAGAAGUAGAAUCUAAGCAUGCAAGAUGAUCCUCCUUUUAGACCUUGGGAAGUGAAAGCAUUUGAAACGUUACUAAGGUCGUGAUGUGGAUAUUUGCUCAAGUCAGCCCAUCCUGCCCUGCCUUUUUGCAGGUAGGCUUUAUGUUGGACAGCUGUAGCUACUCAAUUUUUUAUAUAAUUUUUACUUUUUACCUUCAAUCAAUUACAAGAAGAAAGUUUCAGUGCUAGCGUUUGGCCCCCAAAUGAACCUUUUAAGAUUUUUAAAUAACUUUUAUCUUUUUUUUUUAAUAUUAAAUUCUGGAA